Gilbertella persicaria is the source of this 1650-nucleotide messenger RNA. Its product is annotated as Sodium/sulfate symporter. Gene Ontology annotation, molecular function: transmembrane transporter activity. The transcript is spliced from 6 exons. NCBI's taxonomy places the organism in Eukaryota, Fungi, Mucoromycota, Mucoromycetes, Mucorales, Choanephoraceae. The record is from RefSeq and is a predicted model, not a curated record. Bases 1 to 1650 code for a protein of 549 amino acids. Gene Ontology annotation, biological process: transmembrane transport. Gene Ontology annotation, cellular component: plasma membrane.
AUGAGUGCUCACUAUCAAGCUAUUGGAGUGGUCUCUACAGAAUCAACAAGUUUAUUACCUUCAUCGCAUGAGACUCAAAAGAAAAAAGCUUCUCAAAGCCAGUUAUUAAGUUUGCUCCCAUCUUUGUUACUUGGAAUGACGAUCUGGUUUGGUGUUACAUCCAGUGACGGAUUGACAAUGACAGCAAUCCGUUUACUUGCUGUGUUUUCCAGAUACAAGAGAUUUAUGCUGAAGGAUAGUUGUAUUUUUGCAUUGAUUACCACCUCUGUGGAUACCUCGGUGCUUGUAUUAACUGCCUUGGUCUUAUUGACUGUUACACACUCUUUUCAAUGCGUAGAUCAUGCAACAGGUACAUCUGUAGAAUGCCGAUUAUGUGGUCAAUCAAACCCUUUAACGGAGAGCUUAUUUGAAUGCAACUCCGGCAAAGAGUCAUUUAAACAAGCACUCGAGGGAUUUUCAAGUUCUGUUGUCUGGCUUAUUUUUGCAGCAUUUCAUUUGGGUAAAGCAGUUCAAAUAACCCAAUUAGGUCGCCGUUUAUCUUUAUACAUGAUCAAGUUAUUUGGUAAACGCACAUUAGGGCUUGCUUAUGCUAUCGUUUUGUCAGAACUAUUGCUUGCUCCAUUUGUGCCAAGUAAUACAGCUCGUGGUGGCGGUAUUGUGUUGCCUGUUGUGCACUCCAUGGCUACUACUUUGGGAUCGACACCAGAUGUCAACCCUGAGAUAGGCAGUUUUUUGAUACUUGUAGGCAACCAUGCUAACUUGAUUUCUGCUUCUAUGUAUCUUACUGGUAUGGCAGCAAAUCCUAUUGUUAUCGCCAAGGCCAACCAGUUGUUUCCAGACAUCAAUUUUAAUUUUGUCAUCUGGUUGCAAGGAAGUAUUGUGCCUUCUUUCGUCUGUGCUCUCUGUGUUCCCAUCAUCAUUCGUUGGAGUCUAGGCCUUGCCACAGACACAUCUUCUUUAAAACAUACAAGAGGAUACGAUAGUGUGAUUGAACAUGCCCAGACAGAAUUGAACAAAAUGGGCCCUAUGUCUAUGAAAGAAUGGCAAUUGUGUUGUGUAUUAUUAGGUUGUUUGGGAAUGUGGGUUACCUCAAGCAUCACCCAUUUGGAUUCAACAUUGAUUGCCUUGCUGGGUAUUGUUGUUUUGUUACACAUGGGCACCAUGUCUUGGAAAGAUGUAUCCAGCAAUACAAACGCAUGGGAUACAUUGUUUUGGCUUGGUGGAUUUGUCACUAUCGCUCAGCAAUUUUCUGAUGCAGGUGCAUCUACCUUUUUAGGCCACAAGAUUUCAUUUGCUAUUCAACGUUUCCAUCUUUCACCUACACCAAGUUUAGCCAUUGCCUACUUUUUAACGACUUUCUUGUUCUCUUCGCUCAGUGCUCAUACGGUUGCUUUUGUGUCUACCUUUCUCGACGCAGGCCAUGCUUUAGGUGCUCACCCCAUGGUAUUGACAGCAUUGCUUUCUUAUUUCAGUACAUUAGGUGGCUGUAUGACUAACUUUUCAACGGGCAUGUCAGCCAUGUAUUAUGCACCUGGCUAUGUUCCUCGUAUCAAAUGGUUCAUGGUUGGCAUUCAACUCGCUGUAUUCUAUUUAUUUAUUUAUUUUACAAUUGGUAUAAGCUGGUGGUCCUUUUUAGGAUGGUUAAAAUAA